UUCGAAAUAGAUCACAAAUCAAUCAGCUUCUUCAGCAAGCAGAAUAAAAUAUUGUUAUCUCUUAUCCACAUUGUGCAGACCAACAAAAACCAAUCACCAUGAAAUCUUACGUAGCUGCCGUUCUAUUGUUGGCUUUUGCCGUCUGCGCGUUCGCCGAAGAAGCCAAGCCGCAACAAGCGUCUCCUGCCAAGACGACAGACAAACGUAGCAUCUACGGACUGGGCUACGGCUACCCUGCGUACCACGCACCGCUCACUUACCCAGCUGCUCCAUUGGCUCUGCCUACGACCUUCGUAUCGCCACUGAAAUACCACGCUCCACUGUCCUACCCCUUGUCCUACCACGCUCCCCUGCCAUACCACGCGCCAAUCUCCUACCACGCGCCAAUCUCCUACCACGCGCCUCUCUCUUAUCACGCACCCCUCCCCUAUCACGCUCCCAUCUCUUACGCUUCCCCUCUGUCUUACCACCAUGCACCAAUCUACAAGGCCCCGUACUAUGCCCCGUCUAUCUACUAAUUGUUAAUGACAUUGCACUCUUCAAUCGACCCGCUGAGUCGCAGUAAUAAGAACAUUUCAUUCAUAUAAUCUGAAUUAUAUGAUUACCACAUCGUCGGCAAUCGUAGUUUUAGUAAACCAUUGUUAAUAAUCAUAUUAUUUUAUUUUAUUUGUAUAUAUAUAUAAAUAUGUCUGUAUCAUUGUGAAAU
Messenger RNA from Melanaphis sacchari, 706 nucleotides. RefSeq names its product cuticle protein 12.5-like. NCBI's taxonomy places the organism in Eukaryota, Metazoa, Arthropoda, Insecta, Hemiptera, Aphididae. The coding region runs from base 99 to 518 and encodes 139 amino acids. The transcript is spliced from 2 exons. The record is from RefSeq and is a predicted model, not a curated record.